AUGGUGAUGGGGAGGUUCAAACGUUUCAUCUCUGAAUUGUUUGGUGGAUUGGCUCUUAUUCUUCUGGUUCAUGCUCAGGAUCAAUCAGACUUCAUAAGCAUAGAUUGUGGGUUGCCAGAAAAUUCGAGCUAUACAGAGUGGAGCACAGGCGUAGAUUACAUUUCUGACGCGGGAUUCAUAGACUCUGGCAUAAAUAGGCAGAUAUCAACUGAAUUUAAAGUUGAUCUUCAACGACAAGUAUGGAGUCUCAGAAGCUUUCCUGAAGGAAUCCGAAACUGUUACAGCAUAAGGAUUACGCAAGGCACCAAGUAUCUGAUCCGAGCAACUUUCUUCUAUGGAAAUUAUGACGGAGAAAGUAAGUUACCAGAAUUUGAUGUUCAUCUAGGAGCAAAUAUGUGGAAUACCAUCAAAAUAACGAAUGUAUCCAAUGCUUUCGUUAAGGAGCUGAUACAUGUACCACCUCUAAAUUAUAUACAACUUUGUCUUGUAAACACGCAACGUGGGACACCGUUUAUAUCUGCAAUAGAGUUAAGGCCACUGCCCAAUUCGUCGUAUGUGACAACAGAUGGAUCACUAGAACGCUUUUGGCGCGUGGAUGUUGGUUCCGAAAGCAAUUCACCAUACAGGUAUAAAUACGAUGUUUAUGAUCGCAUUUGGUGGCCCUAUAAUUACGAAGAGUGGACAGGUCUUAGUACCUCGCUUACCAUUGAAUCCCGAAGUUCCAAUCCUUCUCGGCCACCAUCUGUUGUCAUGAGUACUGCUGCCACACCAAUUAAUGAUAGUGCUUCCUUGAACUUUUACUGGGAGCCAGAGGAUGCAACUUCAAAAUAUUAUAUCUACAUGCACUUUGCCGAAGUUGUAAAGCUAAAAGCCAACCAGUCCAGAUCAUUCAACGUUACACUAAAUGGGAAGCACUGGUAUGGACCUUAUGUUCCAGAGUAUUUGUGGACAUUCAUUAUGUAUAGCACGGAUGCAUUGAUUAGUACUGGAGGAAAAUAUUUUUUUUCACUCGUGAAAACUGAAAAUUCAACACUUCCACCCAUCAUCAAUGCAAUUGAGGUAUAUUCAGUGAAAAAUCUCUUGCAAUCAGAAACUGACCAAGAAGAUGUUGGUGCUAUAACAAAGAUCAAGUCAACUUAUGGAGUAAAGAGAAACUGGCAAGGAGAUCCGUGCGCCCCACAAGCAUACUUGUGGGAAGGUCUAAAUUGUAGCUAUGAUGGUUAUAAUGCCCCAAGAGUAAUAUCCUUGAAUUUGUCCUCAAGUGAAUUGACUGGAGCAAUUUCUGCUGACAUAUCAACUCUCGUAAUGUUACAAUAUUUGGAUUUAUCAAACAAUAGCUUAACCGGAUUAGUGCCUGAAUUUUUGUCACAAUUGCAAUAUUUGGAGGUCUUAAACUUAGAACGAAAUCAGCUCAGUGGUUCUAUUCCAGCUGAACUCAUAAAAAGAUCGAAGAGUGGUUCACUAUUGUUAAGUGUGGGAGAAAAUUCAAACCUUUGUGCAUCAAAUUCAUGUGAGAGGAAAAAGUCGAAGAACAAUAUUGUCGUUUUAAUACUGGCAUCAGUUGUUGGUUUGCUCAUCCUGUCAUUGACUAUAGCGGCUAUCUUUUGUGGGCUCACAAGGAGGAAAAAACAAGAUAAGACUAGAGUUGCGCUAGUUGAUACUGAACCAAACGUCCAGAAUCGGCCACUGGAGUCAAUGCAACGACAAGUGACAUAUUCUGAUCUCCAAAGAAUCACCAACAACUUUGAGAGGAUUCUUGGCAAGGGUGGAUUUGGAACAGUUUACUAUGGCUGCAUGGAUGGAAUUCGUGUAGCAGUAAAGGUGUUUUCUCCAUCAUCAGUUCAAGGGUAUCAACAAUUUCAAGCAGAGGUAAAACUUCUUGUGAGAGUUCAUCAUAAAAACUUGACUACCCUUGUCGGGUAUUGCUACGAAGGAACCAACAUGGGGCUCGUUUAUGAGUACAUGGCCAACAGAGACUUAGAAGCACAAUUGUCAGGUCAUAAUACAAAUAUCUUGAGUUGGCAAGCAAGACUUCAAAUAGCAAUUGAUGCAGCUGAAGGUUUGGAGUAUUUGCAUCAUGGUUGUAAGCCACCCAUAAUCCAUAGGGAUGUGAAGACCACAAACAUUUUGUUGAAUGAAAAGUUCAAUGCCAAACUAGGUGAUUUUGGUCUAUCAAAGAUUUUCCAAACUGAUAGCGGAACACAUGUGUCAACAAAUGUUGUUGGCACCCCUGGAUACCUGGACCCUGAGUACUACAAGUCGAACUGGUUAAAUGAAAAAAGUGAUGUAUACAGCUUUGGAGUUGUUCUAUUAAAGAUUAUCACAAAUCGACCUGUGAUAGGAAGAUCCCAAGAUAGGACUCACAUAAGCCAGUGGGUGAGUUUCAUGCUUGCUAAAGGGGACAUUCAAAAUAUUGUUGAUCCAAGGUUGGGUGGAGAUUUCGAUGUUAACUCGGUCUGGAAAGCUGUUGAAGUAGCAGUGGUUUGUGUAUCUCCAACUUCCAGUAGAAGGCCAACGAUGAAUCAGGUACUCACAGAACUAAAGGAAAGUUUGACAACCGAAUUAUCUCAAAAGAUGGAGGGCUAUGGGGUUGAACUCAAAGAUUCAUUUGAUAUGAUCAAUAUGGAUCUCGAUACUGAACUCAAUCCUUUAGCAAGGUAA
Molecule: messenger RNA, 2661 nt
Organism: Quercus lobata
Lineage: Eukaryota; Viridiplantae; Streptophyta; Magnoliopsida; Fagales; Fagaceae
Product: LRR receptor-like serine/threonine-protein kinase IOS1
Exons: 13
Coding region: 1-2661 (886 amino acids)
Biological process (GO): protein phosphorylation
Molecular function (GO): protein kinase activity; ATP binding; protein binding
Source: RefSeq, a predicted model, not a curated record